AUAGUUUAAUAAACAAAACCUCACUUACCUUUUAUCGGGGCAAGUAGUUUAAAUUCAGAAGUAAAAUAUGGACCCUGCACUGUUGCGGGAACGCGAAGCGUUUAGGAAAAAGGCACUUGCGACACCGAGUGUUGAAAAGAAAAAGAAAGAUGAAUCACCAUUUAAAGAUGACAGCAAAAAGAAAUCCAAAUCCACCAGCUCUGUUAGCACUGCACCAAAACUCGAUGCCAAUAAUUACAAAACCAUGGCGGGCAGUUCCUCAUAUCGGUUUGGAGUGCUCGCGCGCAUCGUUAGACACAUGAGGUCGAGGCAUCAAGAAGGGGACGACCAUCCUCUAAGCCUCGAUGACAUACUGGAUGAAACCAACCAGUUGGACGUUGGCAGUAAAAUAAAACAAUGGCUACAGACAGAAGCGUUACAAAACAAUCCAAAAAUAGAAUGCACUAUGGAUGGAAAGUUCAUAUUCAAACCUGUAUAUAAAAUCAAAGAUAAGAAAUCAUUGUUACGGCUACUCAAACAGCAAGACUUGAAAGGUCUAGGAGGGAUAUUUCUAGAAGACGUCCAGGAGUCGUUGCCACACUGCGAGAGAGCGCUCAAGAGCUUAGCACAAGAAAUACUGUAUAUCAUAAGGCCCACCGAUAAAAAGAAAAUAUUGUUCUACAAUGACAGAACUGCCACACUAGAUGUUGAUGACGAAUUUGUGAAAUUAUGGCGCGCCACAGCCGUAGACGCGAUGGAUGACGCGAAAAUAGAAGAGUAUUUAGAGAAACAAGGCAUCAAAUCCAUGCAGGACCACGGCCUGAAGAAACCUGUAGUGCCAAAACGGAAGAAAGUAUCCCAGAAGCGGCGCACAUUCAAGAAACCAAGGGACAACGAGCAUUUGGCAGACGUUCUAGAGACGUACGAGGAUAACUCAUUAAGUCAGAAAGGCAUUAACAUUAAGUGAAAUAAAUUAGUUAAAUCGG
Messenger RNA from Maniola jurtina (meadow brown), 965 nucleotides. It is a transcript of the gene TfIIEbeta, whose product is annotated as transcription initiation factor IIE subunit beta. Gene Ontology annotation, biological process: transcription initiation at RNA polymerase II promoter. Gene Ontology annotation, cellular component: transcription factor TFIIE complex. The record is from RefSeq and is a predicted model, not a curated record. NCBI's taxonomy places the organism in Eukaryota, Metazoa, Arthropoda, Insecta, Lepidoptera, Nymphalidae. The coding region runs from base 68 to 946 and encodes 292 amino acids. The transcript has 6 exons.